GGCCAUACGUCCAGUGAGGUGUUUUCUUGAGCCAUGCCGUCCAACUCAUUCAACCCGGAACGUGGAUGGGGCACAACCCGGAAGAGUUCAAGAGGAGCUCAGGUACGGGAUGCCUCAUAAGAUAGGCUUCACUGUGAUCAGCUGGUCUGGUCAUGAAGAAAACUACAGUGCCAAAAAGUUGAUGCUCCAUGCACCCACCAACAAUGGCUGGAGAUCCACCAGGUUCUGUCCAUUUCCUCAGGAAAUCACUCUGCUCUUAGUUGAGAGAUGUCGCAUCAGAAAACUUCAGCUGCUAGCCCAUCAGUACCUGAUACCGUCCAAGAUAGAGUUCCAUGUUGGAGACCGAAUGCCAGAUCCCAGCCCACCAGAGCAGGCUCAAAACCUCCAGAGACUUGGAUAUGUGUCUCUUUCUGACAAUGAGAAGACUGGUUUCAGAGCCAGAGAGCUGAAGUCAGUUCAUGUUGAUGCAGUGGGGACGUACCUGAAACUCACCUUCCACAAAAACCAUGUCAAUCAAUACAAUGUCUAUAACCAGGUUGCAUUGGUGGCCCUAAAUAUUUUAGGGGACUCUGUAGAUGGAAAUUACAUCAGCACAGCAGUAAGCAGAGAUCAGCUGAUGGAUCAAUAUCUCAACAGCAGUCAACACGGCUCAGCCCUGGAUGGCACAAACACAGGACUCUCAAGUUAUAAAGGCGAUUCCAUCUCUCCGCUUGAUGACCUUGCGUUUGACAUGUACCAGGACCCUGAAGUGGCUCACAUCAUCCGUCUACUUGAUCAGAAAAAACAGGACGUGGUUCAGCAGGAGAAAUUUGAUCUGGCCAAAAAACUCAAACAGGCAAUCGCUGAUCUGCAAAAGGUGGGUGAGCGUUUGGGCCGGUAUGAUGUGGAGAAACACAGUGCCAUAGAACGAGAGGACUACGACACCGCCAAGCAAAAGAAGGAACAAACGGAUGCUUACAGGCUGAAUGUCUACCAGCAACUGGAGCUCCACAACCUGCUGGACAUCAGUCAGAUCCAGAGAAUUUCAGAGGUUUUCAACUCUGAAUUUCCCUCUCCUCGCUCCGGUAAACAGAAGCACACCCCUCAUCUGGCGAAUUCACGUAGGAAGAGGAGUCAGGGGCAACAUGCGAUCGGUUCAGAUGAGCAGGACACCCCAAAACCUGUCAGUCCCAAACACACAGUUGCCCCAACACCCCUCACUCCUCCUCAGAACUCCAGGAGUGAUAUGAGUGCCACUCCUUAUGACGAGAAGCCUCUACCUGCUCUUAGGAACAUGUCGAGUGAUCAGCUGGUCGGUCAGCUUGAAGAAAUGCCCCCUCUGACAGUCUCAAGUACCCCACGCAGCCCUGGGGUCCCGGGACAACCAGAAGUGCUCUCAGAGAAUGCUCAGAGAGAGGCCAGUCUGCCCAUUGAGAUCUAUGGAGACAGUCUGGUGGCAGGGGCCUUUUCUAAGACCUGGUCCUACAGAGAGGAUGCCUUGCUGGGGGUCUACAAAAAACUGACGGAGGUCCCACCUGGAACCCCAAAAGCAGAACUGCGAAGCAUGGCGAGAGCUGCUGUGUUCCUCUGCAAGAAAGCUCUCACUGAUAAAGUGUCAUCCGUGUUUCAGGGGUCUCUAAAGCUGCUUCGUAUGAUUCUCAGUGAGUUUAUUCCUAAACAUCAGCUGGGAAGAUCAGAGGUCAGUCACUGUGUGGAACAGACCUGGAAUAAUCUGCUGUGUAGGACCGGAGACUCUGCCCUGAGACUCCGAACACUAGCCAUCACCUUCAUACAGGAAAUGGCUUUAUUGAAGGAGGUGAGAGUUCUUCAGAUGGUGCCUGUGGAACUUGUCAAGCCCAUACAGAGCAGUUUACCUGCGAGACUGGCACUUAGCAGACUGGAACUGCUAGAGAAGCUUCUAGAACAGCUGGGCACCAAAGACUCUGGGUUCACCCUCGACAAUGUCAUGCGGUUUUUGGCAGGAGGAUUGGAGCACAGUGCAGCACCAGUGCGAGAACUCUCUGUGCGAGUUGUUCAGUCCAUGUACCGUCUUCAUGGUAAAGCGGUUCUGAACUACCUGCCACCGGAUGACUCGAGCACACGGAAAAACGUUCUAUACAAAAACCUCUUUGAUUCGCUAACUAAGUUAGAUGGAAAAAACGUAGAUACGCAGAUGCCAAAAAAGGGAGCAGAAUGGGAAGAAUGUCAGCGAGAGGAGGAGGAAAUUAGGAGCUUACAGGAGCAGAUAGCAGUGCUGAAGGAUAUCAGUGAGAAUGGGAAGGAAAAUACCAAAGUACCUGAGAAAAAGGCUGAGAGGACAAGAAAAUCAGCUGUUAAAAAGGGAGCCCGGCCUGCUGAUGUGAAAGGCAGCCAAUCAGCUGUGGCAAAUUACUUGGACAAUUUGUGUAUUUUCUGUGGGGUGCGAGAUGAGUCUUUCACUGAGGAUGGACUGGACCUCCACUACUGGAAACAUUGUCCAAUGCUGCAGCGUUGUCUUCAGUGCAGACAGGUGGUGGAGAUUGCGAGCUUGACAGAGCACCUGAUGACAGAGUGUGAGCGGAGGGCCGAUUUUACCCAGUGUCCUCUCUGCUCUGAAGCCCUCGUCCGAGACAAGUUAACUGAGCACGCUCGGAGCACAUCUUGCAAUCCACCAGCUCCUGGAGAAAUCUGUAAUCACUGUCCUCUCUGCCAUGAAAACUUUGCCUCAGGAGAGGAGGGCUGGAAGUCUCAUCUCAUGGGAGCAGACGGUUGUAAACAGAACACGCGGCAGAGAGCGCUACAGCAGAGUACUGUCACAUACACACAAGGAAAGCUAGUGAGCACAGCUGUAGCUAAGACGACAACAUCCACAUCCGAUUCAAAGGGUCGAGGGAUGGGGAGAGGCAGUCGCAUCCCUGCUCCCGCAUCCAGAAUCAACAGAGGCACAAGAAUUCAGCCAGGCAAGGCCUCUAUCCACCGGCUACAGCAGGCUUAGCACAGCGUUUACAAAAAACCAUUUACCUGGAUGGAAAAAACCUUAAUUCAUAGCACAAUUAUGUGAAUUGUAAUACAGGAGCAGGGUAAUAUUAAAUAUUGCACUAUAGUUAUAUUGAUUUAGAAAUGUUUCUAAAUGACACAAAAAGCAGUUAGUAUAGUUGGUCUUAGCACAUGCUGAGGUAAGAUUUAUUCUUUGCUGAAUGUAACCCAACACAUAUAGGUGGCUGACAGCGCGACAAUCUGUGUCUUGAUGGUUUAUGGACGGAGACACUUGACCAGUGAGCAAGAACACUGCUCUGUGUUUACCUUUUAAUUUCAGGCUUCUCACCUGGAUGUUUUGUAAUUUAUUUGAAAGUUUAUUCUUGUAUCUUGUUUUAUACGUUUGUGUAGCGUGUGAGUGUAUUGUGCUUGUUGUAUUUUAUGGGAACCUUUUGUGAUUGUAGCACUUUGAUCUUUUGAAAGCAUCAUCAGCACCACAGCCAAAUAUGAAAAGUAGCCUUAAAAAAAAUCAGAUAAUGCACUUCAGUUUCCUCAUGAACUCUGUUUAAUCAGCAGAGAAAAGUUUUUCUUGAAGAGGACAGCGACUCAUUCAAGUUGCGGAACCAAUUUGGUGCGUUUGAGAAAAUCAUGACUUGUUGAUGCAGAAAGAGUGCCAACACAUGAGGCCACUGCUGGCAGGCUAAUGGGCCAACAGGGAUGAUUUACAAGACGUGACACGAUUCGACUUUGCAUCAGUAUUAUAAAAACUCUUGGUCUCAUUUGCAUUUUUCUGUCAAAAAUGGCUGAUAUUAUUUAUAGUUGCUGGCUCUUGUUUUUAUCCGUAUUGUGAUUCAAGGCCCAUUUGUUGUUCUAAAUCUUGGACUGAGAAUUGGGACAAACAUUUUGCUAUUUGUUUUAGCUCACAUAACUACACCGUACGUGCGUGUAGUUUAAAUCAUCACAGGUCAACAGAAAUGGAAAUAAUGUGAAAGGCUGAACAAGUUUAUUCUGUGCCUGAUAAUAAGCCAUAAUAUUAUAUUUAAGGUAUUCUGUGUACAGUGAGCUGCAAAUGUUGUCAGUCUGUAAGGUUUGUUGCUUAAAUAGCAUGGCAUACAAAAACGUAACAAAGUUAUGCCCGACUGACCGUAAGGAACAAACUGACUUGGACUGUUCCCGGCACAGAGGGCGUCAUGGUCGUUUCCUUUUAAGAAUGUAUCAUGCCAGCAAACCUACAGGUGUGACCCAUUACACUUAUAUACAGAUACGUGGAAAAAUAUUUGCAAACAUGGCUGAUGCUUACAUAAAAAUGUAUUUAUUUAGCAAACAAACGUUUGAAUACAGUUUAUUUACGGAAGAGAUUAGUGGUAGUAUGAGACGUUUUGAAAGUAGAGCUUGUUUUUUGUGUUUGCUAUAUGCAGUAUUUAUUUUAGGUAGAAGAGCUUUUGGCUGUUAAAACAUUUAUAAAAAAUAUACACCAGUAAGAGUAAUAUUGUGACAAUAAAAUACAUUUCCUUUUUCUUAAAAUUUCUAAAUCAUCACACAUUCCUUUCAUAUGCCUCAGCUCAAUAUAUCAACAUCAGUGGAACCUGAUAUCCGUUUUGUAAUUUUGUCCGUCAGAAACCGCUUUAAUAAAUGUUAUUGAAA
Molecule: messenger RNA, 4578 nt
Organism: Triplophysa rosa
Lineage: Eukaryota; Metazoa; Chordata; Actinopteri; Cypriniformes; Nemacheilidae
Gene: cep104
Product: centrosomal protein 104
Exons: 22
Coding region: 110-2953 (947 amino acids)
Cellular component (GO): cilium
Source: RefSeq, a predicted model, not a curated record